Molecule: messenger RNA, 1213 nt
Organism: Zootermopsis nevadensis
Lineage: Eukaryota; Metazoa; Arthropoda; Insecta; Blattodea; Termopsidae
Source: RefSeq, a predicted model, not a curated record
UCCCAUAAAAUUUGGGGGAUUUCUUGACUACUCGAACGACUAUCAUGUUUUCAAGAAACACUUUGCUUCAGCCUUUUCGUUAGAACGUUCGAAACGUGACAAGGAAAGCGAGAAUGCCAAGGGAGAAGAGAGCGACGGGGGCACCAAGGCCAGGACCAAGGUGAAGAACCUCGGUGAAGAGAAGAGAGUAUCUUCAGAACAGACAAACGAGGAACGUCUUUCAACGGUAACUUCCCAACUUGAAGGGCAGCAGAGGGAGGAAGUGGAUGCAGCACACAACUUCAAAAGCUGCGAUGUAACAGAAAAGACUAAUAAAAAGUUACGGGGUGAUCUAACAGCUAUUCAGAAGAGGCUGGACGACGUCGAAAAAUUCAUGUUCGGACUUGGAUCAAAUAAAUGUCCUAUGAGACUAAAUGAAGUCGGGAAAGUGGAUGCUAAAACGGAGCAGGACCUUCUGGAAACCAUCAGCAAACUGAAGGAAGCUGUAGAGAGGAUCUCUUUCGAAAAUGAAACACUGCUAGAUAAAAUGAGGGAGGUAACAGAGCAGCGUCGCAAUGAAGACAAAAAUAAUGAGGCCAUCAAGACACUUAAUGAGGCUGUACGCACGUUCAAAACUGAUAAUUUUAUAGAUAAAAUUUCCGAACUGCAGGAGCAGCACCAGAAUGAAAAGAAAGGAAAUCAGGAAACCAUAAAAAAACUGAAUGAAGCUGUAGAGAGGAUCUCCUCAGAAAAUAAGAAGUUCCUAGUUAAGAUGGCAGAACUGGAGGAGAAGCACCACAAUGAAAAGAAAGAAAAUGAAGAGAACAUCAACAGACUGUGUGAGGCUAUGGAGAUAAUUGCUUUAGAUAAUAAGAAAAUGAAUGUUAAAAUAAAGGACCUGACGAAGCAACGCCAUAAUGAAACAAACGAAGAUCAGGAACAUAUCGACACAAUGGGUGAGCCUGCAGAUAUGAUUUCUUUCACAAAUGAGAGAAGACAUGUUAACAUGGCGGAGAAGAACUGCAGAAAAGUUAAAUACAAUGAUGAUAUCGUCAACAGGCUGAACAGACUGAAUCAGGCUGUAGAUAGGAUUUCAUAUGAUUACAAGGAGCUGAAGGAGGAAAUCGGUUUGUUUCGAAACUGCUUUCAGGAUGGCGACAUCGCAGUUGCCAAACCUGACGAGGCGGUGUAGCAUCUCAAUGCCAGUGGACACAGGAAACUCGAGAAGAAGCAG